This is a messenger RNA of Dicentrarchus labrax (European seabass), 15699 nucleotides long. It is a transcript of the gene herc1, whose product is annotated as HECT and RLD domain containing E3 ubiquitin protein ligase family member 1. The record is from RefSeq and is a predicted model, not a curated record. NCBI's taxonomy places the organism in Eukaryota, Metazoa, Chordata, Actinopteri, Moronidae. Bases 217 to 15198 code for a protein of 4993 amino acids. Gene Ontology annotation, molecular function: protein binding; ubiquitin-protein transferase activity. The transcript has 79 exons.
GGGGCUGGGUGAGGGGUUGGGACAGACGCGGUGGAGCUGCUCGCAGUGGAAGCGACGGGAGGAGGACGGAGGAAUGGAUGCAGGUCUCCUUCCACAGUAACGGUAUCAGAGCGCGCACACACCGACCGCACUGCUGCUGCUGUGUAUGCAAUGAGCCACAGUUCGAUUCCCCCCCCCCUCCUGCUGACUGGACUGAUGGCUCCAGAGUGACAUGCCAUGGCUUUAAUGAUCCCCCCGGUGAAACUGAAAUGGCUGGAGCACCUAAACAGCUCAUGGAUCACGGAGGACAGCGAGUCCAUAGCCACACGGGAGGGAGUAUCGGUGCUCUACUCAAAGCUGCUGGUCAACAAAGAGGCAGUGCUGCUGCCCCAGCAGGUGCUGUGUCUGAAGGGCCCCCAGCUCCCAGACUUUGAGCGCGAGUCCCUCUCCAGCGAUGAGCAGGAGCACUACCUGGAUGCUCUGCUCAGCAGCCAGUUGGCCUUGGCCAAGAUGGUCUGCUCUGACUCUCCCUUCGCUGCGGCCCUGCGCAAACGUGUGCUGGUUCUCCAGCGCAUCUUCUACGCACUGUCCAACAAGUACCACGACAAGGGAAAGGUCAAGCAGCAGCCGCACUCUCCAGAGAACAACUCGGGUUCAGCUGACCUGCACUCUGUCAGCGAGCGGCCCCGCUCCAGCACCGACGCCCUCAUUGAGAUGGGUGUUCGCACGGGCCUCAGCCUUCUUUUUGCUCUGCUGCGCCAGAGCUGGAUGAUGCCUCCUCCGCCUAGCCCCGGCGGAGGUCCUGGGGGCAACAUAAACUUGUGUAAUGAUGUCAUUCACACAGCCAUCGAUGUGGUUAGCUCCCUGCCACCCCUCUCUCUGGCCAACGAGAGCAAGAUCCCACCGAUGGGCCUGGACUGCCUGGCCCAGGUCACCACUUUCCUGAAGGGAGUGACCAUGCCAAACUCUGGGGCGGAUAUUUUAGGGCGUCGUCUUGCGUCAGAGCUACUGCUCGGGCUAGCUUCCCAGAGGGGCUCCCUGCGCUACUUGCUGGAGUGGAUCGAGAUGGCCUUGGCUGCAUCAGCUGUGGUCAGUACUAUGGAGGAGAAUAAGGUGCUACAGAACCAAGAGGGCCUCAUCGGCUAUGAUUGUUUCAUGAACAUCCUGAUGCAGAUGAGACGCUCUUUGGGCUCCUCAGCAGAUCGCAGCCAGUGGCGAGAACCCACGCGGACCUCUGAUGGCCUCUGCUCAUUGUACGAGGCGGCACUCUGUCUUUUUGAAGAAGUAUGUCGAAUGGCAUCAGACUACUCUCGCACGUGUGUCAGUCCCGACAGCAUACAGACUGGCGAGGCACCCGUGGUGUCUGAAACCUGCGAGGUUUAUGUGUGGGGCAGUAACAGCAGCCACCAGCUCGUGGAGGGCACACAGGAGAAGAUCCUGCAGCCCAAGUUGGCCGCCAGCUUUGCGGAUGCACAGACGAUUGAGGCAGGUCAGUACUGCACGUUUGUGAUCUCCUCCGAUGGCUCUGUUCGGGCCUGCGGGAAGGGCAGCUACGGCCGCUUGGGCCUCGGGGACUCUAACAACCAGUCAACGCUCAAGAAGCUGACCUUCGAACCCCACCGCGCAAUCAAGAAGGUGUCGUCGUCCAAGGGCUCAGAUGGCCACACGCUGGCCUUCACUACGGAGGGUGAGGUGUUCAGCUGGGGUGACGGUGAUUAUGGCAAACUGGGUCACGGGAACAGCUCAACACAGAAAUACCCUAAACUUAUCCAAGGGCCACUGCAGGGGAAGGUGGUGGUGUGUGUGUCUGCUGGCUACAGACACAGUGCUGCAGUCAGUGAGGACGGAGAGCUGUACACGUGGGGCGAAGGAGAUUUUGGAAGAUUAGGUCAUGGUGACAGCAACAGCCGAAACAUUCCUACCCUGGUUAAAGACAUCAGCAACGUGGGAGAGGUGUCGUGUGGUAGCUCUCAUACUAUUGCACUGUCAAAGGAUGGACGCACUGUGUGGUCCUUUGGAGGAGGAGACAACGGAAAACUAGGUCACGGUGAUACUAAUCGAGUCUACAAGCCAAAAGUAGUGGAGGCCCUGCAAGGGAUGUUCAUCAGGAAAGUGUGUGCAGGAAGCCAGUCGUCUCUCGCCUUAACCUCUACCGGACAGGUGUAUGCUUGGGGCUGUGGUGCUUGCCUGGGAUGUGGCUCUUCGGAGGCCACAGCUCUCAGACCCAAACUAAUCGAGGAGCUGGCUACCACCAGGGUGGUGGACAUCUCCAUAGGGGACAGUCACUGCCUGGCCUUGUCGCACGACAAUGAAGUGUAUGCGUGGGGCAACAACUCCAUGGGCCAGUGCGGCCAGGGGAACUCCACAGGGCCGAUCACCAAGCCUAAGAAGGUCGUCGGGUUGGAUGGAGUCGCUAUUCAGCAGAUCUCAGCCGGCACUUCCCACAGCCUGGCGUGGACGGCCCUGCCCAGAGACAGGCAAGUGGUGGCGUGGCACAGGCCCUACUGUGUCGACCUGGAAGAAAGUACCUUCUCCCACCUGCGCUCUUUCCUCGAGCGCUACUGUGACGGCAUCAACAGUGAAGUUCCUCCUCUCCCGUUCCCCUCAUCCCGGGAGCAUCAUAACUUCCUCAAGCUGUGCCUUCGACUUUUGUCCAAUCAUCUGGCUCUGGCGCUGGCCGGGGGCGUGGCCACCAGUAUCUUAGGUCGGCAGGCCAGGCCCCUGAGGAACCUGCUCUUCAGACUGAUGGACUCCUCCGUGCCAGAUGAGAUUCAGGAGGCGGUGAUUGAGACUCUGUCUGUGGGGGCGACCAUGCUGCUGCCUCCACUGAGAGAGAGGAUGGAGCUGCUUCACUCCUUGUUGCCUCAGGGCCCCGACAGAUGGGAGAGUCUCUCCAAAGGACAGAGGAUGCAGCUCGACAUCAUCCUGACCAGUCUGCAGGACCACACCCACGUAGCCUCGCUGCUGGGCUACAGCUCUCCUGCAGACGGCCCCGAGGUGCUUCCAUCUGGCCCGGGCUUCACAGCUUCCCCAGACCCCACGUACAGCGCCACAGCGGGCCACCCCGACACCCACCUGGCUGAGAUCCUCAUGAAGACGCUGCUCAGGAACCUCGGCUUUUAUACUGAUCAGGCAUUUGGGGAGCUGGAGAAGAACAGUGAUAAGCUGCAGCAGGGCACGUCCUCCUCUGACAGCAGCCAACCGGCUCACCUCCACCAGCUCCUGUGCUCCCUGCAGAAGCAACUGUUAGCAUACUGCCACAUCAACUCUGUCACUGAGAACUCCAGCAGUGUGGCUUUACUCCACAAGCACCUGCAGCUCCUGCUGCCUCACGCCACAGAUAUCUUCUCCCGCUCAGCCACUCUGAUAAAGGAGAGUUCCUGGAACGGCAGCAUACGAGAGAAGCUACAAGAUGUGAUCUACGUGUCAGCUGCAGGCAGCAUGCUGUGCCAGAUAAUAAACUCCUUGCUGCUGCUACCGGUGUCUGUGGCGAGGCCUCUGCUCAGUCACCUGCUGGACCUGCUGCCUCCUUUGGACCGCCUCAACAGACUGCUGCCUGCUGCCUCCCCUCUGGAGGACCAGGAGCUGCAGUGGCCUCUUCAUGGUACCUCUGACUUUGCUGAGCCAGCCUCGGGCAUGUCCUUGCCGCCGCCGGCGCUCUCCUGGGUGUGGCUCGUUGAUCUGGAGAGGACAGUUGCCCUGCUGGUAGGCCGUUGCCUCGGUGGGAUGCUGCAGGGAGCUUCGACCUCGCUGGAGGAACAGGAUACUGCUUACUGGCUCAAAACGCCCCUCUUCAGCAACGGCUUGGAAAUGGAAAUCCCACAGCUGGACGCCUGCAUCAGCUCAUUAUUGGAGGCAGCGCUGUCUGGUAAUGAGGAGCAGAAGCCUUUUGACUGCACACUGCGUCCUGACUUGAGCGUCUUGGUGGAUGUGGCUCUGGGUACCUCUAAAGAACCUGCCAACAGCCUCUGGAUCAACAUGCAGGACUACGCCAUGAGCAAAGAUUGGGACAACGCGUCUCUCAGUAAUGAGUCCCUGUUAGACACUGUGUCCAGGUUUGUGUUGGCAGCCUUACUGAAGCACACAGGACUGCUGGGCCAAGGCUGUGGCGAGGGCAGGUACCAACCAUCCAAGUCCCUGGCAGAGGUCUAUCGCAGUGUUUAUAAGGUACGAAACCGCCUGCUGGCCUGUAAGAAUAUGGAUUUCAUCCAGACGAGAUCUUCUUCGCGUGAGAGAAGGAUUUCAGACAAUCAGGACUCUCUGGACAUGGACCCUCAGGAGCACUCGUUCACACGCACCAUCGACGAGGAGGCAGAGCUGGAGGAGCGAGCCGACCGCGAGAGAGAAGAGGGUCACCAGGAGCAAGACGAUGAAGAGGAGGACAGGGAGCAUGAAGUAAUGACGGCUGGAAAAAUCUUUCAAUGUUUCCUCUCAGCGCGGGAGGUAGCUCGCAGUCGGGACAGAGAGCGGGCCAGCAGCAGCACCGGGCUGGGCUCCGGCUCCGUUUCCAGGAGCGGGGGCGGUGGAGGCGGAGAGGAGGACGCCAUUCUGUCGCAGGAGGGGAGGAGGGGCAGCACGGGUCUCCCAGAGGGCCAGGACCUGUACACCGCAGCCUGUAACUCUGUGAUCCACCGCUGCGCCCUGCUGUUGCUGGGGGUGAGCCCGGUGCUGGGAGAGCUGACCAAGCAGAACCAGGAGGAGGGUCAGACUCAGUCCGCCACAGGAACACAGGAGUGUCUGAGCUUCAUGACCAGGAGUGAGAGUCUGAGCGCAGAGAGCCGUUCGGUGCAGAGCAGCCCGAGCUACAGACUGAUGAAGUCCAGGAGCGAGUCUGACCUCUCCCAGCCUGAGUCAGACGAAGAGGGUUACACUCUGAGUGGAAGGAGAAAUGUCGACCUGGACUUGGCGUUCUCUCACAAAAAGAGAGGUAAAGACCAUCUGCAGAAAGAUCUGUCUAAUGUUGCCAGCUUACUUCACAGCUCCCCAGACUCCCUGGCUGAGUCCUGGUUCCGGGCCAAGCUGAGCCGCCAGCGGAGCUACAGCUCGGCGCACUCCUAUGAAGAGUCAGACCUGGACUUGAGCCGCUCGCUGGGCGUCCACGCGCUCAUUGACAACAUGGUCAGCUUCAUGAGCGGUGACGUGGGCCUGGCUCCAGCCUUCAAGGAGCCAGAAGAAAGUAUGUCCACCAGCCCACAGGCAACGAUCCUCGCCAUGGGACAGCAACAGAGCAGGGCAGAGCUGCGGUUGGAGGCGCUCCACCAGAUUGUGGUGUUGAUCUCCGGCAUGGAGGAGAAGGGCAGCCAGCCCGGGAACGCAGAUCGAUCCAGCAGUGCCUUCCAGUCCUCCUCCCUGCUCACCUCUGUCAGGUUGCAGUUCCUGGCAGGUUGCUUUGGCCUCGGCACCGUUGGCACCGGAGGGCUGAAGAGAGAGAGUGUGCAGCUUCAUCACUAUCAGGAUGGGGUAAAAGCAGCUAAGAGGAGCAUCCAGAUGGAAAUCCAGACCGCUGUUCAUAAGAUCUACCAGCAACUGUCUGUCACACUGGAGAGGGCACUGCAGGCAAACAAGCACCACAUAGAAGCCCAGCAGCGCCUCCUGCUGGUGACUGUGUUUGCACUGAGUGUUCGCUACCAGCCGGUGGACGUCUCUCUGGCCAUCUCUAGCGGGCUGCUCAACGUGUUGUCCCAGCUCUGUGGGACGGAGACCAUGCUGGGGCAGCCGCUCCAGCUGCUGCAGAAACCCGGAGUGUCCCAGCUCAGCACCGCCCUCAAGGUGGCCUCCACACGCCUGCUGCAGAUCCUGGCCAUUAGCACUGGGACAUAUGCAGACAAGUUAAGUCCCAAGGUUGUCCAGUCGCUGCUGGACCUGCUGUGCAGUCAGCUGAAGAACCUGCUGUCUCAGGCAGGAGUCAGUCUUCUCUCUUCUGGAAAUGACCAGGAGGACAACAAACAGGAGGACAGUGCAGACUCCGAAAAGAAAGACUUCAGAGCUCUGAUCCGUAAGCAGCACACUGCUGAGCUACACCUGGGAGACUUCCUCGUCUUCCUCAGGAGAGUGGUGUCCUCCAAGGCCAUCCAGUCCAAGAUGGCUUCCCCUAAAUGGACUGAAGUGCUGCUCAACAUCGCUGCACAGAAAUGCUGCUCAGGGGUCCCUCUGGUGGGAAACCUGAGAACUCGCCUACUGGCUCUUCAUGUGUUGGAGGCCGUCCUUCCUGCCUGUGAGGCCAAUAUGGAGGAUGACCAAAUGACACAGGUUGUUGAGCGGCUGUUCUCCCUGCUGUCUGACUGCAUGUGGGAAGCUCCCAUUGCUCAGGCCAAACACUCAAUCCAGAUUAAAGAAAAAGUCCAAGAACUCAAACUACAGGGAGAGGCAGAGGAGGAGGACGAGAACCUUCCCAUUCAGGAAGUGUCCUUUGACCCGGAGAAGGCUCAGUGUUGUGUGGUGGAAAAUGGCCAGGGGCUGACUCAUGGGAGUGGGGGUAAAGGCUACGGCCUGGCCUCCACUGGCAUCUCCUCCGGAUGCUACCAGUGGAAGUUUUACAUCGUGAAGGAGAACCGAGGCAACGAGGGUACAUGUGUGGGCGUUUCGCGAUGGCCCGUGCACGACUUCAACCACCGCACAACGUCGGAUAUGUGGCUGUACCGAGCGUACAGCGGGAACCUCUAUCACAACGGGGAGCAAACGCUGACACUGAGCAGCUUCACUCAGGGAGACUUCAUCACUUGUGUCCUGGACAUGGAGGCCAGAACCAUCUCGUUUGGCAAGAACGGAGAGGAGCCUAAAUUAGCCUUUGAGGAUGUUGACGCCACAGAGCUCUAUCCCUGUGUGAUGUUCUACAGCAGUAACCCAGGAGAGAAGGUAAAGAUCUGUGACAUGCAGAUGAGGGGAACACCUCGAGACCUCCUACCUGGUGACCCCGUCUGCAGCCCCGUGGCCACCGUCCUGGCCGAAGCCACCACGCAGUUGAUACGCAUCCUACAUCGCACCGACCACUGGACCCACCGCAUCAACAAGACCAUGAUCGAACGGCUCCACAAGAUCAAACCUUGCUUUAGAGAGUCAGCCAGUGCAGCUGGGGGCGGCGGGGGUCAGAGGCUGAAAAAGAGUCGCUCAGUGCAGAGCCGCGAGGAGCACGACGCCCAGAGAGAAAGCCAAGAAACCCCCACGAGGACAGAGGAGGAGAGGGGACGCCACGGACGGCAGCAUGGCUUGGGGGAGCUGUCGGAGCACCACCUGAGGACGCUGUGCACAGAGGUGUGGCCGGUCUUGGCCAUCAUCGGUGGGGCGGAUGCAGGCCUGCGUGUUGGUGGGCGAUGUGUGCACAAGCAGACCGGGAGGCACGCCACUCUGCUGGGCGUGGUGAAGGAAGGCAGCACCUCGGCGAAGGUGCAGUGGGACGAGGCCGAGAUCACCAUCAGCUUCCCAACUUUCUGGUCACCUAGUGACACUCCACUAUACAACCUGGAGCCCUGCGAGCCGCUUCCCUUCGACGUGGCCCGUUUCCGUGGCCUCACCGCCUCGCUGCUGUUGGACGUCACCUACCUUACCAGCAUCCACGAGGACACCGCGGCUAAGCUCAGCGCGCGACGCCACGACAAGAAGCACCGCAACGCAGCCUCGACCGGGCACGAGCCGACCAGUAACGAGGACAAGGCGGACAACGAGGGGCACAACCGUAGUGAACAGAAGGAAAGCACCGGAGCCUCAUCUGGAGCUGCUCCGAACAUCCCGACCUCUGACCUGCGUGUGUCCCACAGCCUGGAAGAGAUGAAAGCACACGUGGCGCCCAACUCGAAGUCAGAGAGUGAGAUCUCCUCUGUUGUUAGCGGAGGCGGGAAUGAGACCCUUUUCGCCUCAGCUCCUCAUACACCUGCCGAGGGGAACAGGAAGAAAGGCCACGAGCACGGCUCCCGCAGCCACGAGCCUUCUCCUUCCUCUGUCGCCACCCAGUCUGAAAUCCAUGCUGUGCAGCUGUCCUACCUCUACCUGGGAGCCAUGAAGGCCCUCAGCGCCCUGCUGAGCUGCAGCAAGUACGCUGAGCUGCUGCUCAUACCAAAGGUGUUACCGGAAGCAGCACCCAGCGGGCACAAUGCUGAUCUGAAUGCCAGCACCAGCGGGAGCACAGCUGCCACCUCGCCUGUGUGCCAGGAAGAGGUGGAGAUGCGGGCGGCUCUGCAGUUUCUCAUGCGCCAUAUGGUGAAGCGGGCAGUGAUGCGCUCCCCCAUCAAGCGGGCCUUGGGCCUGGCAGACCUGGAGAGGGCACAGGCCAUGAUCUACAAGCUAGUUGUGAACGGGCUGUUGGAGGAGCCAAGUGGAGGCAAAGCCAAGCCUGGAGUGAGAAGUGAGCCAGAAGGUGAGGGGGAAGGUAUAGAGGGAGAGCAGUUAGCACAAACUCCUGUCACCACCAGCCCCUCUGCCUCCAGCACCACCUCCUUCAUGAGUUCCUCGUUGGAGGACACCACCACUGCUACCACCCCUGUCACAGACACAGAGACUGUCCCUGCCUCGGAGUCUCCGGGGGUCAUGCCCCUCAGCCUCCUCAGGCAAAUGUUCUCAAGCUACCCAACCACCACCCUGGUUCCCACCCGCCGAGCUCAGACUCCUCCGGUGUCCUCUCUGCCAACGUCUCCCUCAGAUGAGGUCGGCCGCCGGCAGAGUCUCACCUCCCCUGACUCCCAGCCCAACAGACCACAAAACAGGACGGGCACCUCUCUGUCAGACCCCAGCAGCAGGUUGUCAACAUCUCCCCCUCCUCCUGCCAUCGCUGUGCCCCUGUUGGAGAUGGGCUUCUCCCUGCGCCAGAUCACCAAAGCUCUGGAAGCCACUGGUGCUCGAGGAGAAGCUGACGCUCAGAACAUCACAGUGCUGGCCAUGUGGAUGAUAGAACAUCCAGGUACGGAGGACGAGCACGACGAGCCUCUCACCAGAGGCAGCGGCGUCGGCAAUGACGGGUCUGACUCGUCCUGUCCGGGUGCAACGGCCUCUGCUGGAGGCAAAUCUCUGGACCGGAGCCCGUAUCUGUGCUCUCCUGGAGACAUAGCCAGUGCAGAUGCUUCAGAAAUGGAGGAAGGCUUCAGUGAGAGUCCUGAAGGUCUGGAGCAGGACAGUGCAUCAGCCUCCAGCGGAGCUCCGCUCAGAGGUCGCUCUGCUGUCGGGAGGAAACACCGCUUCGACCUGGCUGCACGCACACUGUUAGCCCGCGCCGCUGGACUGUACCGCUCGGUGCAGGCCCACCACAGCCAGUCCCGCCGGGAGGUCUCAUCCCUCCAACAGCAGCAAGACCCUGGGGCCCUCUACGACUUCAACCUGGACGAGGAGCUGGAGAUGGACCUAGACGAGGAGACCAUGGAGGCCAUGUUCGGGCAGGACCUCGCCAGUGACACCGACAUUCUGGGAAUGUGGAUCCCGGAGGUACUGGACUGGCCAACAUGGCACGUGUGUGAGACAGACGAUCGGGAUGAAGUGGUGGUGUGCGAGCUGUGCGAGGCCAACGUCGCCAACUUCAAUCAGCACAUGAAGAAGAGUCACCCGGGCUGUGGCCGCAGCGCCAACCGCCAGGGUUACCGCAGCAACGGCUCCUACGUGGACGGCUGGUUCGGAGGGGAGUGCGGCAGUGGGAACCCCUACUACCUGCUGUGCGGUGGCUGCAGAGAGAAGUACUUGGCCAUUAAAAGCAAGGCCAAAGUCCCAAUUGUGGAGAGGUAUAAGGGACAGGCUCCGGACCUCCUGGGAAAACAGGACAGCGUCUAUGAAGAGGACUGGGACAUGCUGGACGUCGAUGAAGAUGAGAAGCUGACUGGGGAGGAGGAGUUUGAGCUGUUGGCCGGCCCGUUGGGUCUGAAUGAGCGCAGGAUCGUCCCCGAAGCUGUCCAGUUCCCCGACAGCGACCCGCUGGGAGCCUCCAUUGCCAUGGUGACAGCCACCAACAGUAUGGAAGAGACCCUGCUGCAGAUCGGCUGUCAGACCUCGGUGGAUAAGAGUUCAUCGGGCAGGGUGACCCUCGGCGAGCAGGCGGCGGCCCUCCAGAACCCUCAUGACCGAGUGAUGGCGCUGAGGAGAGUGACGGCUGCGGCACAGGUGUUGCUGGCCAGGACGAUGGUGAUGAGAGCCCUUUCCCUGCUGUCUGUCAGUGGCUCAAGCUGCAGCCUUGCAGCAGGUCUGGAGUCUCUUGGUUUGACUGACAUCAGAACUCUGGUCAGACUAAUGUGCCUGGCGGCAGCGGGUCGGGCCGGUCUUUCCACCAGUCCUACAUCAGGCUCCGGCCACGCUGAAAGGCCCCGUGGGGCCACCAAGGCCAGCAAACCCAUCUCCUGUCUGGCUUACCUCAGCACAGCAGUGGGCUGCUUGGCCUCCAACAGUCCCAAUGCUGCCAAGCUGCUGGUGCAGCUCUGCACUCAGAACCUGAUUUCUGCAGCUACCGGCAUGAAUCUGACCACAGUGGACGACCCCAUCCAGAGGAAGUUCCUGCCCAGUUUUCUGCGCGGCGUGGCCGAGGAGAACAAGCUCGUCACAUCUCCAAACUUUGUGGUCACGCAGGCUCUGGUGGCCCUGCUGGCGGAUAAAGGGGCCAGACUCAGACCUGCUUAUGACAAGGCUGAUAUGGAGAAAAGAGGUCUAAUUGCGCAUUUGUAUGCCCAUCCCUCCCAUAAUCCCUCCGCUGUAGGGCCUCUUGAGCUGGCCAACGCUCUGGCGGCCUGCUGCCUGUCCUCCAGGCUCUCCUCGCAGCACCGCCAGUGGGCCGCCCAGCAACUGGUCCGCACGCUGGCCGCCCACGACCGCGACAACAACCAGAGCCGGCCGCAGACCUUCGCCGACAUGGCGGGGGACCUGCGAAAGUGCUCCUUCAUCAAGCUGGAGGCUCACCAGAGCAGAGUCAUCACAUGUGGUUGGAGCAGUAAAAAAGGAUUAUUGGCAACUAGUGGCAAUGAUGGUACGGUCAGGAUGUGGAACGUAACCAAAAACCAGUACACCCUCCAGCAGACCUGCAUCUUCAACAAGGACGAUGGCUCUUCAGAGGAGGGAAUGUCAGGUUUGGGAUCUCCCAGCGACCCUUGCCUGUCUCCUCUUGCAUGGAGUGUCACUGGAAAAUAUCUGGCCUCCGCCAUGGAGAAAAUGGUCAACAUCUGGCAAGUUAAUGGUGGUAAGGGCCUGUUGGACGUGCAGCCUCACUGGGUUUCGGCGCUGGCGUGGCCUAAAGAGGAGGUAGAGUCGCUGUGGUGCGGGGAACCCAAGGACAUGCUGCUGGUGGGACGGAUGGAUGGAUCUCUGGGCCUCAUUGAGGUGCUGGAUACCUCCAGGAUGCACCGCACCGAGCUGGAGCACUGCUACAGGAAAGAUGUGGCAGUGAUGCACAUAGCCUGGUACAGCGAAGACAAGCCUUUUGCUGUGGGCUACGCAGAUGGGAAGCUGCUGAUAGGAUCCAAAGAGCCCUUAGAAAAAGGAGCCAUCGUGGUCAUUGAUGCGCACAAGGAGUCGAUCACCAGUAUGAAGUGGAGUCCUACCGGUCAGAUGCUGCUGACCUGUGCCAAAGAGGAGACGGUGAAGCUGUGGGCCAGUCCGGACUCUCGCUCAGACUCAGGCUCCGGCUCUGGUUGGCGCUGCCUGCAGAGUCUGAGACACCCGUCCCUGGUCAACGGUGUGGCCUGGUGCAGCCUGCCUGGACGUGGGCCAAAGCCCCUCAGCAUGUUCUCCAUAUGCUGCCAGAACGGCCUGGUGACAGUCUGGACUGUUCCUCAGAACAUCUCUAACUUCCCAGAAUCCUCUCCGUCUGAGUCGGAGGGGUGGUGGGAGAAUGAAUCAAAACCCAAAUUCAUGUCUUCCCGGUGGUCAGGAGACGGAGCGGUAUGUGUGUUUCAGCUGAAGGGACACAUCACUCCAGUGAGAACGCUGGCCUUCAGCCCCGAUGGUCUGGCUCUGGCAUCUGGAGGAGUGGGAGGCCUCAUGAACAUCUGGUCCCUGCGGGAUGGGUCAGUGCUACAGACAGUAGUAGCCGGUUCAGGGGCAAUCCAGAAUAUAGUCUGGAUCCCAGAUGUGGGUGUCGCCGUCUGCUCCAACAGGUCAAAGGAUGUGCUGGUUGUGAACUGCUCCAAGGAGUUCAUGGCAUCCAACCACGUGCUGGCCACGUGCCGCACGGCUCUGAAGAAGCAGGGCGUCGUCGGCCUCAACAUGGCUCCCUGCAUGAGGGCCUUCCUGGAGAGGCUGCCCGUCAUGCUGCAGGAGCAGUAUGCCUACGAGAAGCCCCACGUUGUUUGUGGGGAGCAGCUCGUCCACAGCCCCUACAUGCAGUGCCUAGCCUCCCUGGCUGUGGGUCUCCACCUGGACCAUCUCCUGUGUCGCCCCCCGGUGCCGCCUCCCCUCCGACACUGCCCGCCGGAGUCUGGCACCGCCGUCUGGUGUGCCAGCGAGUGGGCCUGGCUGGACUGCUUCUCUACAACAGUCAAAGCAGCGGAGGCCCUCGCUCGGGGCGCCACCUUCCCCGAGUCGUUCUCUGUCCCCGACCUGGAGCCCGUGCCCAAAGAUGAAAUGGCCCUGCUCAUGGACAACAGUAAAUGGGGGUCUGGUAUGGAUGAACAGAUCAUGUCCUGGGCCACCUCGAGACCAGAGGACUGGCACCUCGGGGGGAAGUGUGAUGUGUUUCUGUGGGGUGCAGGGAGACACGGCCAGCUGGCAGAGGCUGGCAGAAACAUCCUGGUGCCAACCACCGCCCCAUCCUUCUCUCAGGCACAGCAGGUGGUGUGUGGUCAGAACUGCACCUUUGUGAUCCAGCCCAACGGGACAGUGCUGGCCUGUGGGGAGGGCAGCUACGGCCGUCUGGGGCAGGGCAACUCUGACGACCUGCACGUUCUCACCGUCAUCUCAGCUCUUCAAGGUUUUGUCGUGACUCAGCUGGUGACGUCAUGCGGCAGUGACGGCCACUCCAUGGCCCUGACGGAGAGCGGUGAGGUGUUCAGCUGGGGGGACGGGGACUACGGUAAGCUGGGCCACGGGAAUAGCGACCGCCAGCGCCGACCAAGACAGAUCGAAGCCCUGCAAGGAGAGGAGGUGGUGCAGAUGUCCUGUGGGUUCAAACACUCUGCAGUGGUAACAGCUGAUGGGAAGCUGUUCACAUUUGGUAACGGCGAUUACGGCAGACUGGGUUUAGGAAACACCUCCAACAAGAAGCUGCCAGAGAAGGUCACUGCUUUGGAGGGCUACCAAGUGGGACAGGUGGCUUGCGGUUUGAACCACACUUUGGUCGUCUCUGCUGACGGGAUGAUGGUCUGGGCUUUCGGUGAUGGAGACUACGGGAAACUGGGACUUGGCAAUUCCACAGCCAAGUCCUCACCUCAGAAAGUGGACGUGCUGUGUGGAAUCAACAUCAAGAAAGUGGCUUGUGGGACGCAGUUCUCCGUGGCUUUAACCAAAGAUGGCAAAGUUUUCACGUUUGGUCAAGACCGCCUAAUUGGCUUGCCAGAAGGCCGAGCCAGGAACCACAACCGGCCGCAGCAGGUGCCAGCCCUGUCAGGGAUCCACAUCCAGGAUGUCGCUGUAGGAGCUGAACACACUCUGGUGCUCUCCUCCACGGGAGACGUUUACACCUGGGGCAGCAACUCAGAGGGACAGCUCGGUCUGGGUCACACCAACCAUGUAAGAGAACCUACGGUGCUGACGGCGCUGCAGGGAAAACACAUCCACCAGAUCUCUGCAGGACGCUGCCACAGUGCUGCCUGGACGGCUCCCUCUGUGCCGCCCCGAGCACCAGGCUCGUCGGUUCCUCUCCAACUGGGUCUUCCUGUGGCGGUGCCGCCUCAGUACAACGGGCUGAAAGAGGUCAGCAUCGAGGCGGUGAGGGCUCGCCUACGACUCCUCUACCACUUCUCCGACCUCAUGUAUUCCUCGUGGAGACUGCUCAACCUCAGCCCCAACAACCAGAGCUGUACGUCCCACUACAACGCGGGUACCUGGGGGAUUGUUCAGGGCCAGUUGAGGCCCCUCUUGGCCCCCAGAGUGUACACUCUACCAAUGGUGCGCUCCAUAGGCAAGACCAUGGUUCAAGGGAAGAACUACGGCCCCCAGAUCACCGUCAAACGUAUCUCCACACGAGGACGGAAGUGUAAACCGAUCUUUGUACAGAUCGCUCGUCAGGUUGUGAAGCUGAACGCCUCAGACCUCCGACUGCCCUCCAGGGCCUGGAAGGUCAAACUGGUGGGAGAGGGGGCCGACGACGCGGGGGGCGUGUUUGACGAUACAAUCACAGAGAUGUGUCAGGAGUUGGAGACGGGCGUGGUGGACCUGCUCAUCCCCUCCCCCAACGCCACAGCAGAGGUCGGCUACAACAGAGACAGGUUCCUCCUCAACCCGUCGGCGUGCCUGGAUGAGCACAUGCUCCAGUUCAAGUUCCUGGGCAUCCUGAUGGGCGUGGCCAUCCGCACCAAGAAGCCCCUGGAUCUGCACCUGGCGCCGCUGGUGUGGAAACAGCUGUGCUGCAUCCCCCUGCUGCUGGAGGACCUGGAGGAAGUGGACCUCCUCUAUGUGCAGACGCUCAAAAGCAUUCUUCACAUUGAAGACAGCGGCAUCACCGAGGAGAACUUCCACGAGAUGAUUCCUCUGGAUUCCUUUGUCGGGCAGAGUGCAGAUGGCAAGAUGGUGCCCAUCAUCCCGGGAGGAAACAGCAUCCCGCUCACUUUCUCCAACAGGAAGGAGUACGUGGAACGAGCUAUUGAGUACCGGCUGCAUGAAAUCGAUCGACAGGUGGCGGCGGUGCGUGAGGGCAUGUCGUGGAUCGUCCCGGUGCCGCUGCUGUCGCUGCUGACGGCCAAGCAGCUGGAGCAGAUGGUGUGCGGUAUGCCGGAGAUCUGCUGCGACGUGCUGAAGAAGGUGGUGCGCUACAGAGAGGUGGACGAGCAGCACUCGCUGGUGCAGUGGUUCUGGCAGACUCUGGAGGAGUUCUCCAACGAGGAGCGAGUCCUCUUCAUGCGCUUCGUCUCCGGACGCUCGAGGCUGCCCGCCAACACGGCCGACAUCUCGCAGAGGUUUCAGAUCAUGAAGGUGGACAGGCCGUACGACAGCCUCCCCACCUCCCAGACCUGCUUCUUCCAGCUGCGUCUGCCUCCGUACUCCAGCCAGGCCGUCAUGGCGGAGCGGCUGCGCUACGCCAUCAACAACUGUCGCUCCAUCGACAUGGACAACUACAUGCUCUCCCGCAAUGUCGACAACGCCGAGGGCUCCGACACGGACUACUGAUUGCAGGCACUUUCACACACAGCACACAUUUAAAUAAAUUAUUAAGACCCGGGAAUUACCGGGAACGGACCGUCUUAUCUGAACGCCACACACACGGAUGCUUCGUCAUCACUGCACCAGUCGUAGGGAACUCCUGAGCAGAAAGGCCACUUUUUAAACUCAUUUUAUGUACUUUAAAAACAGCACAGAUCUUCAUUUCUCCUCGUGGUUUAUUAGCAGUUUUUAACGACACAAAAAUCCACACGAGAAGUGCAUUUAGUGUUCAUUUCUUUUUCCAUUACUCCACAUCCCAUUUUCAGGGUUUCUGCAUGGAGGUAUGUUUAUUUGUGUGGAAAUGUGUAUAGAAUAUUCAAGCAAGUGGUGGGGAAGAAGGAAUAUUGUACAUUGUGUAAAAUGCUUCAUUAGGAAAAUGUUUUGCAUAAUAUCCAUAUUUAUUGUUUUCAUUGCCUAUGCCGAGUUUCCCAAAGCAUAAAAAAACAACAAUAAAUGCUGCAUAAUUGA